Anopheles arabiensis is the source of this 2719-nucleotide messenger RNA. RefSeq lists its product as uncharacterized. Gene Ontology annotation, molecular function: chitin binding. The record is from RefSeq and is a predicted model, not a curated record. Bases 292 to 2718 code for a protein of 808 amino acids. Gene Ontology annotation, cellular component: extracellular region. Lineage: Eukaryota; Metazoa; Arthropoda; Insecta; Diptera; Culicidae. The transcript is spliced from 2 exons.
CGGGCGUAUAAUUGCUUUCUUCACUUGGCACCAGCGUGCGAGGGAAUACGCGCAGAAGUCAUUGCGGCUGUUCCGGCGGUGAUCAAUAUCAGUGCGACCGCAGAACGCUUCCGGUAAGGUCACAAAAGAUCACAAGAGAACGGAUUUUCUUUUGCGGCUAAAGUAAAGAGAAUGAUUGUGAGGUGAAAGACAGUGGAAUACGCAAACAACGAACCCGAAAGUGUUUGAACAGUGAUCGAUCCAUCUAUUUUUGCAAAAGAUUGGUUGUUGGAUGUGAUUAGUGGUGCAAUAAUGGCUCAAUUGCACACCUUUUAUGUGCUAGUGCUGGUAUUCCAUGCAUUGCUAGCCGAAGCGCAGCAGUUUACCGUCCAGGAGGAAGGAUGCCCGAAAGCAACCCGCCCACAUAUGACACGGUGCGAUCAGUACUAUCGUUGCACUGUGCUGUCAAAGGAUGCGCACGUAUGGGUAGCGACCCAGUGCCAGAAGGGUCUUGUCUAUCUGCACAAGCUUGGCACCUGUGUCGUACCGGAUAACGAUUGGGAGUGUGACCUAUCGGCGGAGAGUGAACGAAAUCACAGUGAUGAGAAUGUGUACGGAAUAGAUAAUCUUAACGUCCCUGGACUAGCGUCAAACUCUGCCAACUCUGGCAGUGAGGAACAAUCGGAGGAAACUCAGACAUCCAGAACAUCAAAAGAAGAUCGCACCAAAUCGAAUGGAUCGUUCCAGAUGGAUCAGAAUGAUCUUGAAUCAAGCGGUGAUGGAAGUGGAGAACGUGAUGAAAUUCAAACGAUCGCUCCACUCAUCACAACCACCACUGCCAGCACUAAAGUUCCAGGUCGUGUAACAACAUCAACAGAGAGGAUAUCUGGAAGCUUAAACGCUUCACAGCUCGAUUCAUUUCUAGCGUACUACGACACGCAGAACGCACUAAAGCUUAAUGCCAAACCGUCCCCACCGAAGAUGGAUGAGCAGAACUAUCUGAACCAACUGAAGCAGAUAGUGAGCCAGCAGAAGCAGCUCAACGAAAUGGCGCGAAUUCCAAGCAACGAGCUCUACUUUUCAAACCAACCGGCUAUUCCGGUGCAAGAGCUUAUUAAAAAGAAGGAACCCGAAACGGAGGACACUUUAUCGAAACUAAAUCUGUCCCCGGGAAUGCAGGAGAUCAUCAAGAGCAUUUUGGACAUCUCGCAAAAAGCGAUUGCGAAUCAAAAGCAAGCCCCAGCUGCUCCAGUAGCAACUCCACAAGCAAAAGAACCAAUCGUGAAGCCGAUACUGAUACCGAUCUCGGUUAACCCCGUCCCUGUACCGAAUGUGCCGCAAGCGCCAACAACUACAGAGCAACCGCUUAAAGCCAGCUUUCCGUCGAACUAUAAUCCAACCACGCUCGGGUCGAGUUCAUCUAAUUGGGAUCAUGGCGCAAUGCCACACAAUGCCCUAAGAACGAACGACACUAAUGAGCCACAAAUGUUUCACAGCUUCCCACCGCAGCAAGUACUUUACGAUGCCUACGGGAAUAGCUUCGUGCCAAAGGAUGCUUUCCAGCCGGUGCGGGCAAGCUAUCCAUCUCCAACCUACAACUCGUACCUUAAUCCAACGCCCCAGCAAUCAUCGAUGCUGAUAAAUGACUUUCCCGCGGGCUCAUAUUAUUCCACCAAUUCUCGACCCUCCUUAAGGAUUCCUCCUUCCCGGUUCAGUGAACCGCUGUCAUACCUGCAUCGUUUAAGGCCAUCGUUCCAGCGCAUCAAUUCACCAGUUAGCGAUUAUGAUGAUAGCGUCGAUGACGGGUACGAUCGGCUCAAGACACCCGGGUCAAUUGAAUCGAUUGAAGCUGACGGUAACGAUGAUUUGGAAAAGGAUCUCCCACUUCCCGCCAACCGGCAGACGGACGAGGUGCAGGAUGACAGCUCGCAGGAAGAUGACGACCACCCGACCAGUGCCGAUACGACGUACAAGCGCAAGCUGUUCACGCUCGGCGACGCGACGUUCGAUUACGAGCAGUACAAGGACAGCAUGCUGCCGCUGGUCGAUGCUAACCCGAACGAUGAGCGUAUCUCGGUCGUGCUGUGCAUGGUCGGCAGCCGGCAGCCGAACAAUACCGACUGCUUCCGCUAUUACAUCUGCAACCCGCACAACGGUGCGUUCCAAUCGUACACCUGUCCACCGUUGACGGCAUUUAACAAGAACUCUCGCAUGUGUGAUUUAAGCUCGUACAAACCGUGCCAGAAGGCGAUGGCACCGCCGGCCCUGCACCGGCCACUGCUGCGAACGCACAAGCCGGUGUCGGCAGCCGGCAGCCGGCAGCAGGUCGACCAGAUCAAGCACGAGCUGCGGAAGGCACAGAAGUACGUGGAAAUGAUACGGCUCGAGGCGAACAGGUUGCGGCGCCGGAAUGGUGCAUCGUCACCGUCGUCAUCUUCCGGGCAGAAAGUUAUCUUACUGCCCUCGCUGGCUGACCACCGUGGUCCGACGGCGCCCUCGAAAGGGCAGCUGCGAAAGGAGUCGCCGGUUAAAAAGAAAGCGUCCACGGCAAAGCAGCCGGCGCGCAAGGCACCACGCUGCCGGCUGGAGGGUCGUAUGCCGGACCCGAUGGACAAGAGCAACUACUACGUCUGCCACCGGAAGAGCCCGAACAAGUUCAUCAAGCUUAAGAUGGCUUGCCCGGCCGAUCUGCUGUACUGUGCCGAUACGCAGUACUGCACACUGCGCACCAACUGCUGAG